Messenger RNA from Nicotiana tabacum (common tobacco), 990 nucleotides. Its product is annotated as peptidyl-prolyl cis-trans isomerase FKBP13, chloroplastic. The record is from RefSeq and is a predicted model, not a curated record. Lineage: Eukaryota; Viridiplantae; Streptophyta; Magnoliopsida; Solanales; Solanaceae. Gene Ontology annotation, cellular component: chloroplast. Gene Ontology annotation, molecular function: peptidyl-prolyl cis-trans isomerase activity.
AAACUUGGCUAAAACCCACGCACCUGUGCAUAGCUUCUCUUAUCCGUUCAAAAACUCUGUAGUCAGUGGAAAUGAAUUCAGUUCCCUUUUCCAUUGGAACAUACAUUCCUACAAAGCACAAUAACACACUCAAAUCUCCAUUACUCUGUAACAAAAAUUCUCAAACAAACGACUCAAUUUCACUAUCUUCAUCUGUGAAUAAACUCAAAGAGAAAAGUCAAUUGCCUACUUUAUUCAAAAGGAGAGAAGCUCUUAGUACACUUGGGUUGAGUAUUGCUGCAACUGUUCUUGAGGCACUUUUGCAGCCACAGUCAAAUAUUGAAGCAUUUGCUGAAGAAGAAGCUACAGCUACUGGAUGUGAAUUUACAGUUACUCCUUCUGGUCUUGCUUACUGUGAUAAAGUUGUGGGUUAUGGCCCUGAAGCUGUUAAAGGGCAGUUAAUUAAGGCACAUUAUGUGGGCAAACUGGAAAAUGGGAACGUCUUCGAUAGCAGCUACAACCGUGGAAAGCCUCUUACAUUUCGUGUUGGUGUUGGCGAGGUUAUUAAAGGUUGGGAUCAGGGAAUUUUAGGAGGUGAUGGUUUUCCCCCAAUGCUAACUGGAGGAAAGCGUAAACUGAAGAUUCCUCCAGAACUUGGAUAUGGAAUGAGAGGAGCUGGCUGCAGAGGAGGUACAUGCAUUAUUCCUCCAAAUUCAGUUCUAUUGUUCGAUGUGGAGUUCGUUGGCAAGGCUUAGGUUUCAGCAACAGAAGUAUAUAUAUAGUUUGUUAAAAGGAGCUAUAUUCAUAAAAUGAUUCUUAUUUGCAGCCAAUUUGUGAGGGACAAUUGUUAGAUUAAUUAGUUCAUAAGAGGGUAAGCAUUUUUGUAAUUUGCAAUGGAAAAAAUACUGUCUGUUAAUACUUGAGAUCAUCUCAGGAAUUACAGAAUGCAUACCAUAUGGUGUUUGUGAAUUCAAUUUUACAUUUACUAAAGCGAUUAUUUUGAAGUCUCCA